Trichoderma aggressivum f. europaeum is the source of this 1746-nucleotide messenger RNA. RefSeq lists its product as uncharacterized. The record is from RefSeq and is a predicted model, not a curated record. Bases 1 to 1746 code for a protein of 581 amino acids. The transcript has 3 exons. Lineage: Eukaryota; Fungi; Ascomycota; Sordariomycetes; Hypocreales; Hypocreaceae. Gene Ontology annotation, molecular function: catalytic activity.
AUGAACGGGACGUCAAUACAUACGUACUCUUCCAAGAAAGAGGCCCUUACCAUUCUGCAGUACCUCUGCAAUCAAUUUGAUCCUAUGUCGUUGCCUGUUGGAGUAGCGAGACGAUCAGAUCAUGUCCAAUUUGUCGCGGAGCGAGAUGAGCCUUAUUUUCCUAUCCCGUUCAAGGAAACAGAAACAACAGCAGCGCUCAAGGCAAUUGAAGCAUCGGUUGCAUCCCUUCUCGCAGAUACACGGCAAGAGGGACAGGCUCCUGAAAGAAAAAUUGUGGUCGAUCUUGAAAAGACAACAGCUUUCCUGUUUCAAGCGUACUUGGCCAGAGUCGGGGGAUAUGGAAAGCUUGAUAAGGGGGUCAAGAACAUGUUAAAAGGUUUGUGUGCAACAAAAUCUAUGCCAACUGCCCACUUUGCUAACCUCUCGCCGAAUGUAGACACGGAUUUUCUGCAGGCACAAUCUGAUCCGUAUCGCCGCAUGUCUGCCAAUUUAUAUGCCACCAAAAACCCUAAUGAGUAUUACCAUAUCCAUGGAUCAUUAGAAGCGUCGACGACGCUGAAGAUGGUUGGACUAGAACCGCAUCGGCCUGAUUUGGCGACACAUGAGGAUAUUGUGCAAACGAUUGAAUCUGCAGUGAAGAAUUUUACCGUCGAUGAAUUAGAGGAGUUAAAUGCGCAGAAUAGACAAGCUGGGAUUAAAGCAUUUACACAUGCUGAAUUUCUCAAAACUCCGCACGGCAAAACAAACAUUUCGCUUUCGCCAUGGUCGGUUGAGGGUUUAGAAGAUAAAACACCACAAAUACCUCUCCCGACGAAAGAUAGCCGACUUCUAUCCGGCAUCAAAGUGCUGGAGUUGUGUCGAAUAAUUGCUGGCCCUACAAUCACUAGAAUUCUGGGCGAAUAUGGUGCAGAAGUCAUAAAAGUAACAGCUCCCUAUCUCAGCGAUGUGCCCUUCUUCCAAGUGGACGGAAACAUGGGAAAGCGGGCCACGGAUUUGGAUCUCAAGUCUGCGGAGGGAAGAGAGGCUUUUGAGAAGCUCCUGGCCGAUGCCGACGUUGUGGUUGACGGAUACCGCCCUGGAGCAAUUGCAAAACUGGGAUACGGUCCCAAGCAACUUUCAGAAUUGGCGAUCAAGCGACGUAAAGGAUUUGUCUACGUGAAUGAGAAUUGUUUUGGAUACGAGGGCGAGUGGGCCUCUCGCCCUGGUUGGCAGCAGAUUUCAGACUGCGUGACGGGCAUCGCGUGGGAGCAAGGCAAGUUCAUGGGUGUCAACGAACCCAUGGUGCCCCCAUUUCCCAUCUCAGACUACGGUACUGGCUGUAUCGGCGCCAUUACAGCACUCAUCGGCCUUUAUCAUCGAGCAACUCGCGGAGGCUCUUGGCACGGCAAAGCUUGCUUACUGCAUUAUGAUCUACUCCUGUUCAAAGUCGGCUUGUUACCGGAGCACGUACAGCAGAAGCUUCGCGAUACCAUGGGUCCAGAAGUACUCGCUUUACGCUACCAUAAUAGCGUAGACCAGAUCUCGGGGACGGUGCUGCGGCGUAUGCGGGAAGUGUAUCCCGACUUUGUGGAAAACCCAAAGUACCUGGAUAAGUGGUAUGCCGACAAGUAUAAGGCGGAGGUUCAUGCAGUGAAGCCGGUAGUUGAGAUUGAGGGCUUAGAAUUGGGAUUCCGAAGGGCAAGCCGGCCGAACGGUUCGGAUGAAGCGAAAUGGGAAGUAGGCGAGGAAAAGGAUUACCAAUUGUAG